Molecule: messenger RNA, 1389 nt
Organism: Triticum dicoccoides
Lineage: Eukaryota; Viridiplantae; Streptophyta; Magnoliopsida; Poales; Poaceae
Product: 4-sulfomuconolactone hydrolase-like
Exons: 11
Coding region: 41-1144 (367 amino acids)
Molecular function (GO): carboxy-lyase activity; hydrolase activity
Source: RefSeq, a predicted model, not a curated record
ACCAGACCAGAGCAUAGAUUACCACCAUCCCUCGUCUUUAAUGGCCUCAUCAGCAGCGGUUGCGCCGUGCAGAUUCCUGUCCCCGCUAGCCACCACCUCCCGCACUCUCCUAUCAUCUAUCCUACCCACACCGGCGACAACGAGGAGGAGGCCGCUCAUCUCCUCCACAACCGCCAUUUGCGCCGCCGCCAUGGCCGCCUCCGGCAAGGCCGGCUCCGCUUCUUGCAAGGUCGUGGACUCCCACCUCCACGUCUGGGCCUCGCCGCUGCAGGCUGCCGAGGAUUACCCCUUUUUCCCGGGCCAGGAGCCGACGCUCCGGGGUGACGUGGACUUCUUGCUCGAGUGCAUGGAUGAAGCUGGAGUUGAUGGCGCACUCAUUGUUCAACCUAUCAAUCAUAUGUUUGACCACUCUUUAGUAACUAGUGUGUUGAAGAAGUAUCCAUCAAAAUUUAUUGGUUGCUGCCUCGCAAAUCCCGCGGAUGACAGAAGCGGCAUUAAACAGCUUGAACAUCUGAUUGUGCAAGAAAAAUGCCGUGCUGUCCGUUUCAACCCGAAUUUAUGGCCUUCAGGUCAAAAGAUGACUAAUGAGGUCGGGAGGUCAUUGUUUGCUAAGGCUGGAGAACUUGGAGCACCAGUUGGAAUAAUGGUGAUGAAGGGGAUCAGUUCAUAUAUUCAGGAAAUAGAGGAGCUGUGUACGGAUUAUCCUGCAACUACUGUUAUAUUUGAUCAUAUGGCUUUCUGCAAACCACCAACGAAUGAUGAUGAAGAAAAGGCAUUCUCUUCAUUUCUAAACUUAUCCAGAUUCCCACAGGUACCUUUCUUAAUUCUGUUCCCUUGUACAGGAAUAUUUCCAUUAUAUGUCAAGGUUUACGUCAAAUACAGUGCUCUUUUCCGGAUCACAAGAGAAGCUUAUCCGUAUGAGGACACGUCUCAGCUUCUUUCUCGGGUGAUCUCCAGCUAUGGAGCUAACCGAAUAAUGUGGGGAAGUGACUUCCCCUACGUCGUUCCUGAAUGUGGCUACAAAGGAGCAAAGGAGGCAAUCUCUCAUGUUGCUGGCAAGGUCGCCGUUUCGUCUUCAGAUCUGGAGUGGAUUUUAGGCAAAACAGUAAGCCAACUGUUUCAAGGUGCAUGGGUUACUCCAUGAGGGAGAUGUGGCAUGGCAGGCAUGACAGUGUUGCGGCUCAGUUUGGUAUUGUUCAGUUUAGACAUCCUUGUUUGAAAGGGGGAAGGAUCUAUCUGGUUGGUAUUGUGCAGUUUGACAGUCAUGUUCAAGUGUGUACCCCUUCUCCAGAGGUUUAAUAAAUUCAAUAGUUCUUCCUACUGCGAACCUUUUCUGCUCCCCCACAAGAGUACAUAGUAUAUGAAAAAUAAAGACUUGUAUCACAAAAA